This is a messenger RNA of Trichophyton benhamiae CBS 112371, 2295 nucleotides long. RefSeq lists its product as uncharacterized. Gene Ontology annotation, molecular function: threonine-tRNA ligase activity; ATP binding. The transcript is spliced from 5 exons. Bases 1 to 2295 code for a protein of 764 amino acids. Gene Ontology annotation, cellular component: cytoplasm. Gene Ontology annotation, biological process: threonyl-tRNA aminoacylation. NCBI's taxonomy places the organism in Eukaryota, Fungi, Ascomycota, Eurotiomycetes, Onygenales, Arthrodermataceae. The record is from RefSeq and is a predicted model, not a curated record.
AUGAGUGAGACUGGCGCUCCAGCGAGCGCUUCAACCAAAGACACCGCCCUCCCCGACCGCACAGCAGCCAUGGACGCUGGCAACCCCUCGAAGGAUGCCCCGCAGAAAGCAGACAGGGCAAAGGGCAAACCUGCAGCCGCUGAGAAGCCGCUGCCAGAUUUCAUCAUACAGCGAAAUGAGCUGUUCGACCAGCUAUACAAGGAGAAGGUGGAGGAACUCAAGAACAAACCUCGGUUCGACAUCACCGUGACGCUGGAAGUGGGGGAUGGUGCACCAUCCACGGUUAUUGCGCAGGCAUGGCACUCUACUCCAGGCUCGUUUCUGAAGGAUAUACCCAAGGAGCUCAGCUCGAGCGUGGUUAUUGCUAAGCUUGACGGAAAGGAGCUCUGGGACUUGGAUCGCCCGCUUGAGAGGGAUUGUCGCAUUCGUUAUCUUCCCUUUGACUCAGUGGAGGGUAGAGAAGUGUUCUGGCAUUCCAGUGCCCACGCUCUCGGUGAAGCUUGUGAAUGCCAAUACGGAUGUCUCCUGUCACACGGUCCUCCCACUGCUCAGGGUUUCUUCUAUGAUAUGGCAAUUCCCGAAGGCGGCGUUGUCACCCAAGCAGACUAUCCAUCAUUGGAUGCUAAAACCGCAAAGAUUUUCAAAGAAAAACAAUCCUUCGACAGAUUGGAGGUUUCAAAGGAGAAUCUGAAGAAAAUGUUUGGCUAUAGCAAGUAUAAGCUGCACUAUAUCGACAAUCUUAUUGAAGGAGAGAGCAGCACUGUCUAUCGAUGCGGAACUCUCGUGGACUUGUGCCGAGGACCCCAUAUCCAGAACACGGGCAAAAUUAAGGCCAUGAAGAUCACUCAGAACUCCUCUGCCUAUUUCCUGGGUGAUCAGACCAACGAUGCCCUGCAACGGAUACGUGGUGUAGCUUUCCCAGACAAGAAACUGCUACAAGAGCAUCUUAAAUUCCUGGAAGAAGCAGAGAAGCGAAACCACCUUAAAAUAGGCAAGGAGCAAGAACUCUUCUUCUUCGAUGAAGUUUCCCCUGGAUGUCCCUUUCUGCUUCCCAACGGAACUAAGAUUUUCAAUGCCCUACAAAAACUACUCCGUACCGAGUAUCGGAAACGAGGAUACCAGGAAGUUCAGUCUCCCAACAUGUAUGAUGUCGGUAUAUGGCGCCAAUCAGGCCAUUGGGCUCAUUACAAAGAUGACAUGUUCAAACUUGACGUUGAAAAACGUGAUUGGGCCCUGAAGCCAAUGAACUGCCCUGGUCAUUGCAUCAUGUUUGGCCAUAGAGAGCGAAGUUACCGAGAACUACCAUUACGAAUGGCAGAUUUUGGCGUGCUUCAUAGAAACGAAGCAUCUGGUGCUCUGCACGGAUUGACUCGAGUCAGAAAGUUCCAACAGGAUGACACUCAUAUUUUCUGCACCGACAACCAGAUCAUGGAAGAGAUCGAGGGACUCUUCGAUUUCCUCCGCGCCAUAUAUGGCUUGUUUGGUUUCAGUUUCAAACUGAAGCUCUCUACCCGACCUGAGAAAUACCUCGGAAAGCUCGAGACCUGGGACUUUGCCGAAGCUCAAUUGCGAGAAGCUCUCACAAAGUUCAAGGGUGCAGACUGGGAAAUUGACGAAGGUGAUGGUGCCUUCUACGGACCAAAGAUUGAUAUCACCAUUUCCGAUGCUCUGAAGCGAGAACAUCAGUGUGCAACUAUUCAACUCGACUACCAGCUACCUCUUAAUUUCAAACUCGAGUACAUGACUGGAGAGGCUGUUCCUAAAUCUGCUGCUCCAGCUACGUCCAAGGCCGAGGCUAAACCAGCGGAGGGCGACUCAAAUCCAGCUCAAGCCCAGCCCUCAGAUUCCUCUACCCCAGGCCCAGGCAGAGCUAGACCCGUUGUGAUCCAUAGAGCUAUCAUUGGAAGCUUUGAGCGUUUCUUUGGAAUUUUGAUAGAGCAUUUUGGUGGAAAAUGGCCAUUCUGGCUUAGCCCCCGACAGAUUUUGAUUGUCCCUGUCAUGGCCAGUGCCAACGACUAUGUCGAAGAACUUCAGGAGAUUCUUCGAGGCGAUAAGUUGAAUGUCGACAUUGACCUUAGCGGCCACACUAUGCAAAAGAAGAUUCGAAAUGGUCAACUGGCACAGUAUAAUUUCAUUUUUGUUGUGGGCGCUCAAGAGAAGGAGUCUCGUUCAGUUAACAUUCGUAACCGUGAUGACCCUAGUUCACAGACCAAGGGCAGUCUCGUACCCCUGGAGGAGGCUAGGGCUAAACUGCGCGCUCUCCGAAAGGAACGCCGCCUGGAGAAUACACUCUAG